CGGAGGAGCUGGGGGUCGUCACCAUGCAGAGGAUAUUCAACUCCUUUGUUUACACUGAGAAGAUCUCAAAUGGAGAAAGUGAAGUGCAGCAGCUAGCCAAAAAAAUCCGAGAGAAGUUCAACCGUUACUUGGACGUGGUCAACCGGAACAAGCAAGUGGUGGAAGCGUCCUAUACGGCCCACCUGACCUCUCCCCUCACCGCGAUUCAGGACUGCUGCACCAUCCCGCCCUCCAUGAUGGAGUUCGAUGGGAACUUUAAUACCAAUGUAUCUAGAACAAUUAGCUGUGAUCGACUUUCUACUACUGUUAAUAGCCGGGCCUUCAAUCCAGGACGAGACUUAAAUUCAGUUCUUGCAGACAACCUGAAAUCCAACCCUGGAAUCAAGUGGCAGUACUUCAGUUCCGAAGAAGGAAUUUUCACUGUUUUCCCAGCGCACAAGUUCCGGUGUAAGGGCAGCUAUGAGCAUCGCAGUAGACCCAUCUACGUCUCUACAGUCCGGCCGCAGUCAAAGCACAUAGUGGUGAUCCUGGACCACGGGGCCUCCGUCACCGACACCCAGCUUCAGAUCGCCAAGGAUGCUGCCCAGGUCAUCCUCAGCGCCAUCGACGAACACGACAAGAUCUCUGUGUUGACAGUGGCAGACACGGUCAGGACCUGCUCCCUAGACCAGUGCUAUAAGACUUUCCUGUCUCCAGCCACCAGCGAGACAAAGAGGAAAAUGUCCACCUUCGUCAGCAGCGUCAAGGCUUUGGACAGUCCCACCCAGCACGCCGUGGGGUUUCAGAAGGCAUUUCAGCUGAUUAGGAGCACAAACAAUAACACGAAGUUCCAAGCCAAUACAGACAUGGUCAUAAUUUACCUGUCCGCUGGCAUUACAUCAAAGGACUCCUCCGAAGAAGAUAAAAAGACGACUCUCCGCAUCAUCAACGAGGAAAACAGCUUUCUGAACAACUCCGUGAUGGUUCUCACCUACGCCCUCAUGAAUGAUGGGGUGACCGGUUUGAAAGAGCUGGCUUUUCUGAGAGACCUGGCUGAACAGAACUCGGGGAAGUACGGGGUGCCCGACCGGACGGCCCUGCCCGUCGUUAAGGGCAGCAUGAUGGUGCUGAACCAGCUGAGCAACCUGGAGACCACAGUCGGCAGGUUCUACACCAACCUGCCCAACCGGAUGAUUGAUGAGGCUGUCUUCAGCCUCCCCUUUUCCGAUGAGAUGGGAGAUGGUUUGAUAAUGACUGUGAGUAAACCCUGUUACUUUGGAAACCUACUUCUGGGAAUUGUAGGUGUGGACGUGAACCUGGCUUACAUCCUUGAAGAUGUGACGUAUUACCAAGACUCUUUGGCUUCUUAUACUUUUCUCAUAGAUGACAAAGGGUAUACACUUAUGCACCCAUCCCUGACCAGGCCAUAUUUACUAUCAGAACCCCCUCUUCAUACUGACAUCAUUCAUUAUGAAAAUAUCCCAAAAUUUGAGUUGGUUCGGCAAAAUAUUCUAAGCCUCCCCCUGGGCAGCCAGAUUAUCGCAGUGCCUGUGAACUCGUCCCUGUCCUGGCACAUAAACAAGCUGAGAGAAACCGGGAAGGAGGCCUACAACGUCAGCUACGCCUGGAAGAUGGUACAAGACACCUCCUUUAUUCUCUGUAUUGUGGUGAUACAACCGGAAAUACCUGUCAGACAACUGAAGAACCUGAACACCGUCCCCAGCAGCAAGCUGCUGUACCACCGGCUGGACCUCCUGGGCCAGCCCAGUGCUUGCCUUCACUUCAAACAGCUGGCCACUCUAGAAAGUCCAACCGUCAUGCUGUCUGCUGGCAGUUUUUCCUCCCCCUACGAGCACCUCAGCCAGCCGGAGACAAAGCGCAUGGUGGAGCACUACACCGCCUACCUCAGUGACAACACCCGCCUCAUUGCCAACCCGGGGCUCAAAUUCUCUGUCAGAAAUGAAGUAAUGGCCACCAGCCACGUCACAGAUGAAUGGAUGACACAAAUGGAAAUGAGUAGCCUGAACACUUACAUUGUCCGCCGUUACAUAGCAACACCCAAUGGCGUCCUCAGAAUUUAUCCCGGUUCCCUCAUGGACAAAGCAUUUGAUCCCACUAGGAGACAAUGGUAUCUCCAUGCAGUAGCUAAUCCAGGGUUGAUUUCCUUGACUGGCCCUUACUUAGAUGUUGGAGGAGCUGGCUAUGUGGUGACCAUAAGUCACACAAUUCAUUCAUCCAGUACACAGAUGUCGUCCGGGCACACGGUGGCCGUGAUGGGCAUUGACUUCACGCUUCGAUACUUCUACAAGGUUCUGAUGGACUUACUGCCGGUCUGUAACCAAGACGGCGGCAACAAAAUCAGGUGCUUCAUAAUGGAGGACAGGGGUUAUCUGGUGGCACAUCCGACCCUCAUUGACCCCAAGGGACAUGCACCUGUGGAACAACAGCACAUAACCCACAAGGAGCCCCUGGUAGCAAAUGACAUCCUGAACCACCCCAACUUUGUCAAGAAGAACUUGUGCAACAGCUUCAGUGACAGGACAGUCCAGAGGUUUUAUAAGUUCAACACUAGCCUCGUGGGGGAUUUGACGAACCUCGUGCAUGGCAGCCACUGUUCCAAGUACAGACUGGCGAGGAUCCCAGGAACCAAUGCGUUUGUGGGCAUCGUCAACGAGACGUGCGACUCGCUUGCCUUCUGUGCUUGUAGCAUGGUGGAUCGGCUCUGUCUCAACUGCCACAGAAUGGAGCAAAACGAAUGCGAAUGUCCCUGUGAGUGCCCUCUAGAGGUCAACGAGUGUACUGGCAACCUCACCAAUGCAGAAAACAGAAACCCGAGCUGCGAGGUCCACCAGGAGCCAGUGACGUACACGGCUACUGACCCUGGCCUGCAGGACGCUCUUCACCAGUGUGUCAACAGCAGGUGCAGUCAGAGGAUGGAGAGCGGGGACUGUUUUGGUGUGCUGGACUGUGAAUGGUGCAUGGUGGACAGCGACGGGAAGACUCACCUGGACAAAUCCUACUGCGCGCCCCAGAAAGAAUGCUUUGGGGGGAUUGUGGGAGCCAAAAGUCCCUACGUGGAUGACAUGGGAGCAAUAGGUGACGAGGUAGUCACACUGAACAUGAUUAAAAGUGCCCCGGUGGGCCCCGUGGCCGGAGGCAUCAUGGGGUGCAUCAUGGUGCUGGUCCUCGCCGUGUACGCCUACCGCCAUCAGAUUCACCGCCGGAGCCACCAGCACAUGUCUCCUCUGGCCGCCCAAGAAAUGUCAGUGCGUAUGUCCAACCUGGAGAACGACCGAGAUGACAGAGAUGAGGACAGCCACGAAGACAGAGGCAUCAUCAGCAAUACCCGGUUUAUAGCCGCGGUCAUCGAGCGACACGCCCACAGUCCAGAGCGGAGGCGGCGCUACUGGGGCCGAUCGGGGACGGAGAGUGACCAUGGCUACAGCACGAUGAGCCCCCAGGAGGACAGCGAAAACCCCCCCUGCAACAGCGACCCCCUGUCGGCCGGGGUCGACGUGGGGAACCACGACGAGGACUUGGACCUGGACACCCCGCCCCAGACCGCGGCCCUGCUGAGCAGCAAGUUCCACCACUACCGGCUGCACCACCCGGCGCUGCACCACAGCCACCACCUGCAGGCGGCCGUCACCGUGCACUCCGUGGAUGCGGAAUGCUAACGGCGCCUCCGGGAGGGAGGGCCUGGGGCACCCAGCGCGCCGGGCCACGGGCCGGCCUGCAGCCCACCGAGACGCCCCGUGUCUGGGCUUCGCCAGAGCGGCUGAACUCACGCCCUGCCUGUUCAUACGUUUGGAAACGAGGGAAACGACAAAGGGACGCUUGGGAAGGGGCCAGGCUGGCUCUGCGGUGGAGGGGAAGUUAGCCUGCUGCGCGAACCUGCCGCGAUCCUGGCGGAACGGAGCAGAAGGCAAACCUCCGAACGCGGAGACGGGGCCUACAAGUGAAACCCUGGGAACCUUCCUGAAGCUGAGCCAGAGGAAUGUUCCGAGGGGCCAGGAACACGCGGCUGCCCUCGGGGGGACGAGGGGACAGGGCUCGGCGGGGACCGGGCGCGGCCCCGGGAGGGACUGGGCCCUGAAGGCUCCCCCUUGCUCCUGAGCGGCGCCCGGUGCCACGGUUGCUGUAAGGGACUCCUGCUAAAGCUCUAAAUGAUGCAUCUCAAAGUUUCUAAGUAAAGGAUUAUUUUUCUACUAUUUAUUGAACUUUCGAGCAUUCUCAAACUCGGGGGGAGAAGAAAGGAAACACGUGAGACGUUUUCAGCGAUUAUCCCUGGCUGUGUUGUGUGUAAUGAAGUGGUUCUUUGACUAAGAAGUUCUGUUUUCUUAUUUAACUGAUACCAUCCCACUGCCCCACUCUGCGAAAUGGGAAAAUGAAGAAAUCUUUCUCUCCGACUUGUUUACACGCGUCUUCUUUAGGACAUCGUUUCACGGAAACACGCCUUUAUUCGUAAUGCAGUCCGGUCUUCUUUCUCUGUGUUUGACAGAGGCGGGGAGGGGCGGAGACACCCAAGAUGCUUUUAAAGAAAUGUUGUUCCUUUUUAACACAUUCCCACUCCCCACACAAUGCUUUUCUUAGGUUUCUACAAAACCUAGUGUUACAACCCCAGCCUUUCAGCUAAGGGAGGGUUGUGUUUUUUUCUCUUUGUUUCAGAGACUAGAAAUUUGAAAGUGUCCCAUUUUGAUUCUGAGAGUAUUGAAUGCAUACAGGAAGGAGUUUUGAAAAUUCAAAAUUUGGAUUGUGUAUUAAAGAUUUCUUUUGAAAUCAUCAUUCGAAGCUGCUGCCAGUUAUCCAAGAAGUUAUCCACCAAGCUGCUUUGUGAUGUAUUCAGAGAUUAAUCCGAUCCAGCUAACAGAACAUGGCAUUGUAAUUUUAAAGUAGUGUUCUAAUUACAGUGAUGUAUUUUAGAUUCACAUGUUGUGAUUCCAAUAUGUUAUAAAGACAUUCUUGCACCGUGUGUGUGGUAAAUCUCCGUUUAUAUGUAGUUGGGAAAAAAGUCACUGAAUAAUGUUUUAUUGAUAGGGUAUUAUGAUAUAAUGUUUAAAAAAACCCGGUUCUUCGGCAGUACAGGAAGUAAACUAUGUGUAUCAGGAAACCCCUGAUAUGGAACCCCGUGUAUGAAAUCGCAGCCUAGUGGAAUAAACUGUAUGAACGGACAGUCUCAGUGGUUAUAGUGAUUUGUCCAUGGACCACUGCUCGUGCCUUGAGGCAAAUUACGUUCGCUUUGUAACCAAGCCGAUCCGUUGCCAGACUGAAAGCAGGCCUCCUUUCUAGGCCGCAGUCAAGUUCAGGGGCUUCCGGACCAUCUCGGAUAUGUGAAGAAAUUUAAGAAUGUCAUGGGAUAAAAUGAAAAGCCAAUAUUUUAAAAUGUGUGGGACGUAGCUCCCCUUCCUGAACGUCUGAAUUCGUGUCGUUAAUGACGAAUAAAUGGUGGUUCUCUAACUGC
Molecule: messenger RNA, 5440 nt
Organism: Miniopterus natalensis
Lineage: Eukaryota; Metazoa; Chordata; Mammalia; Chiroptera; Miniopteridae
Gene: CACHD1
Product: cache domain containing 1
Cellular component (GO): voltage-gated calcium channel complex
Molecular function (GO): voltage-gated calcium channel activity
Source: RefSeq, a predicted model, not a curated record